UUUUCUUUUCCUUACAGAGAAUUUCAUAAAAGAUUACCUCCUCAUCGAUUCCUACCGUCUUCAGCUAACACCCACGCCCAUCAGCCGGUUGUGUGCUCCCUCCUUAUAAUCAACUGCCGUACCUAUCUAGUCUUGAGCUAAAGCAUCCAAACAGAAGCGCUCCCUUGCACUCUCCCACACACACAUAUAUAGACGCACUGAAAAUGCCGCUGGUACUCACACAUCCCCGAACGAGGCAACUGCCCAUACUCUGCGCUUCGUCGUUGCUACUACUCUGCGCACUACUCGUUCAGGCCUCACCCACACCCAACACAGAAGCGUCCAGUACUGUUAAUCAUACAACAGCCGACAGCAAUAACUACAACUGCCCUGCAGACUGUGAAUGCGUACUGGCGCAGCAUACACACUCGCCUUUCCUGCACGCCAAAUGUUCCAGCUUGGAGGGUUUGCGUUCCUACGAAGCCAAAGAAGAUUCACUGCCCAUACACUCGCUGGAUCUGUCAUAUUUGAAUUUGAAACGGUUGUCACAUCCGCUGGAGAAAUUGCCCGAUGUCACAUCAAUUGAUCUGUCACACAAUGAGCUGCACGAAAUUGGUCACCUUGGGCGACGCAUUAAGAAGUUGAAUCUCAAACACAACCGCAUUACAUCGAGCAAGUUGGCUAAGUUGCCAGCACAUUUGCAGGUUUUGAAUCUGCAACAUAAUGACAUCACCAGCCUGCCACUGGAAUUUACACGGCUUUCGAAUUUGGUGACACUCGAGUUGAGCCACAACCAAAUCAACUGCUCUUGCGAAACUCUGGAGGUGCGCAACUGGCUUCAGGAGCGUCAUGUGUUCAUGGAACACGCCGUCACAUGUACGUAUCCGACCGAGGCUAAAGGCAAGCCAUGGUUGCAGGUCAAACAGUCGGACAUUUGUGCGCACGAAAAAAACGGUCGUGACGAGGAAGACAAUGAACUGAUGAUGGGCGACCAGCCGAUCGAGGGCUCGGGCGAUCUGGACGAUGAAGAUGAGUUGGGAAAGGCAUUUAUACCCAUCGAUAAGGCGAGCACAGCCAAGACGAACUCGGUACAAUUGGACACAGUUGAAGGCUCCGGCGAUUUGAGUGACAUAAAUGCGCCAGUCAAUUUAGCUAUGACAACUGCUGUGCCUGAUAUAGAGAACUCGGAAGAACAUGCUACAACCGAUGCGCCACAUCUAGCGAUUGAGCAGGCGGAAGAAGAGGAAGAUGGUUCUGGUAGCGGUGCUGGUCCAUUGAUAAUACCCAACAUAGCACGCGGUCCUCUAAUUACAGAUGAUUUCGAGGCACCCGAUGAGGAUGACACCGAUGACGCUUUCGACAACAAACCCGUUGAACAACCCGCACCAGAAGAGGAUGUGGAGGAAGACAAGGAGGAGGAGGAAGAGGAGGUGCACAGAAAUGGAGCAGAUAUCUUCGGUGCCGGUAUGGGAAUAUUCGACACUAGUGGUUUUGAAGAGGAAAAAACUGAAGCACACGCAGACGACAAAGCUCUUGAACCGGUAACCGAAGACGCCAUUGUUCCAGCUGUGCAACAAAAUGCUGAAUCGGAGGGUGUGUUCGGUGUAAACACUGAGGGACCUACCAGCGGCGAAGCUAGCCCCAUUUUAACCGCAAAUGUGUCCAACGAUUCAAAGGACGAUAGCAAUGCCACCUACUUUUUGCUGGGUGUGCUCGGUUUAAUUGUUGUCGGCUUGAUACUCUAUGUGGGCAUCAAGCGCUGCAAACACAACCAUAAUGCCGCGCACGAUGCGGAAAACCCACGCCAAACCGAAUUGCUCGACAUGGACAAGAAGAACUUAGGCAAACCAUUGCGCAACGGCAACGAACAUUCACCACUCAUUGGUGACCAAACCAAAUCGGAUCACGCGAAACCGAUUAAUGGCACCGGCCAGAAGAAACCCUACGACGCCAACGAUGUCAAAGACGGACCCAACCAACAACAGCCAUUGUUGAACGGCAAUAAUGGCACCGGCCCCGGUGAUCAUGUAACCAAAGAGAGUGCACCACCGGCCACAGAAGCAGCUGCACCACACGAAUAUCAUCCCAUCACACCACGUUACCCCACACCGAAGUCGCCACGUGCCUCCAAGUAUGCACAAUACCCACAAGCGGGUGCCGAGCACAAUAACAACAAUGACGAUAGUUAUCUGCCUUCGUCGCCGAAAUCAGGACGCUACUCUCCCGUCUAUUCACCAGAAACGGGACGUGUUAAAAUCAAACUAACCGAAACACCUCGUCCCAAAACGCCCAUGUUGGUGACACGCAGCAAAUCGAAUGCGGGCGAUAUCAUAACGACGCCUGUGUUGGCGACGAACGGCAUCGACAACAGUCUUAGUGUACCCGGCGUGCAUGCGCCCACAACGACGCUGGUGAAUGGCCACUAAGCGGUGUGGCGUAAAGUGGUGCGGUGCGGUGCGGCGGUGCGGCGGUACGGUGCGGCGGUGCGAUGCAGCGCAAAGCAGUGAGGCGGAAGGUUAGGGAUUGAUGCAGUCAUACUGGGGCUAAAUACGAGUGCUGUGCCGUGUGCGUCUAAUCGGUGCUAACGAACUAGAAAUAAUAAAAUCAAUUUAAAAGAACAAAAUUUUUCAAAAAAUAAAAAACAAAGUGUAAAAUGUGAAACUAAUUACAUGGGUACUAUAUCGGAAGACUACUGUAAGAGAAACUGUAUAGCUUAGAAUUUGUAAAAUGUGUCAAGCAGUCGAUAAGUUUUAAUUUACACUCCGGUGGUUAGCUAAUAUUAAAGGACAAGUUUACAGAGAUGUUUAUACGUUUUUAGAUGAGGGCUGAGCUUUCUGAGCUUUGUUUCUUUAACUAUCAUAACAGUUUCAAACAAAUUUUUAAUGAGACGUUUUAAAAUACGAUUACGUAGAAAGUUUUUACCGUUAUGAGAGAUUUUCCCAUUAAAAAAUUUUAUUGAAAAUACUUAUCAAAGAAGCAAUGCAAAUGUGCCAAGAAAAUGUGCCUUAAAGAAUGAGACAUAUUUUUUGUAAAAGAAAGUAAGCACUGUAUUUAUACAGACCAGACCAAAAGAACACCAACAAAGUGACCAAAGCACUAAUUUUUUUUAAGAGAAGCAUGUCGCUUUUAUUUACGUACAUAGCACAGUGCGACAAAAACGAAAAAAUUUCAAAACACAUGAAGCAAUCAAUAUGUAGUAUGUAAAAGUAUUCGCGAAAUUAGGGGCAAAAUAUAGUAAAACUGCGUUUUUAGUUUUCUCCCUCAGAUUUUUUUAUUUUUCUUUUAACGACUUUGAU
Rhagoletis zephyria (snowberry fruit fly) is the source of this 3275-nucleotide messenger RNA. RefSeq names its product Leucine rich repeat protein windpipe (gene wdp). The record is from RefSeq and is a predicted model, not a curated record. Lineage: Eukaryota; Metazoa; Arthropoda; Insecta; Diptera; Tephritidae. Gene Ontology annotation, molecular function: protein binding.